Molecule: messenger RNA, 3152 nt
Organism: Oncorhynchus keta (chum salmon)
Lineage: Eukaryota; Metazoa; Chordata; Actinopteri; Salmoniformes; Salmonidae
Exons: 4
Coding region: 1586-3103 (505 amino acids)
Source: RefSeq, a predicted model, not a curated record
CCCUGACCGUAACAUUAAACUGGUGUUUAAUGACCUGUUCUGUCACCACAGGACUCAAAUUAAGCACAGUAAAUCACAACUUACUCCAGCUACUGAGGAGUAGUAUGAAGCUCCAGCAACACAGAUAAUUAAAUCCCUGCUCACUGAGCAAGACUGAUAUAAACAGCUGAGAAAACUAGACUAAUAUUUUAUUUUUAGAAAAUGGCUUAGAUCUCUUCCCCCACCCCACUCUCUCUCCUUAAGGAGUUGUCAUGUCUUGAGUGCUGUCUCACAGAUCAGUUUACAUGGCAAUGCACACAUUUUACUGGCUUCACACACACAUCUCCCAGAUCUUCUGUGUAAGACAGACGCAACACAGGACUCAAACUAACUGCAAAACUAUUAAUCACUGUGGUAAGAAAGCUGCUGACUAAACCAGGGUGCGUUUUCACAUUGAAAGUAACCUCCAAAUGCCAUUAGGGAGUGAGAAAAUGGCCUCCCAGGCAUCUGUCCCAGAGAUGGAUCUCUCCUGUCCUGUGUGCUCUGAAACCCUCAACGAACCUGUUCUCCUGUCCUGUGGCCAUAGCUGCUGUAUAGCCUGUGGAGUCAUACUGGAAACGAAUGGAAUCAUGGGAAUGUCCAGUGUGCAGCAUAAAAUGCUAUAAGGAUUCGAUGGCUCUUGCUCUGAAGAACCUGUGUAUGCCGGGUGAGAACGUUUCAGCUAAACACGUCUGCAGUCUGCAUAGCAAGCUACUCGCACUGUUCUGUCUGGAGCAUGAAGAGCUGAUCUGUUCGGUGUGUGAGGGUUCAAGUAAACAUAACAUACAUGAAUGUAUCCCAGUAGAUGAGGCUGCUCUGGAUCGCAAGGUACGAUACAAAAUAUCAACUAACAUACAUAGUACAUUCUCUCCUAGCAAAUGUCUAGUGCAGAAGAGGUCCUUAUCAUAUUCAGCUACUCUGUCGUACUUAUACAGCCUUGAUGUUCUCUUUGAAAAGCAACAUUUUUCUAAGGCCUUGUUCUGUUCAGAUUGAUCAGAAUGUGACGUUCUCAUAUCAAUCAUUAAAAUCACAAGUAAAUGAACUAAAUUAAUUGUAGGAAGAGCUCUUAGACAGGCCUGAAGCCCUUAGAGGAGCAGCUGGAGGGAUUUAAAGAAACAGAGUUUAAGGUAAGACUGCUUUGUAAUACACUUUCAUAUGCAUAUUGCAUCAGAAUUAUUUUUUUUAGCAUUUGGCUUGAGCCAAAAGGGGUCCCAUAAAUGUACAAAAAUAUUACCUAGAAAUUACAAGGGGUACACCUUCCCACGACUAUGAGCAAAAGCCUUAAACUAAGGAUUGUGUGGUUUCAUGAGUCUAGAAGUUGAUUGUUAUAUUAUGUGUAUAUGAACCAUAGAGGCAACACUCAAGCCAACAUUAAGUAAACCAUAAGCAACGAACGUUCCAUACAGCCUCUUGAACAGUAUAAUGUCUUGAAAAACCUUUCAGAUUGAUAUGAAAUAUAGUGUAAUAACUGAUGAUGACACACUGUCUCUAGAGCCAGGCUCAUAAGACAGAAAAUCAGAUUCAGGAGAAACUUCACCAGUAUCUACGAUAUGAAGAGGCAGCCAGGAUGGCUGUCCUGAGGGAGGAAGAGGAAGAGAAGAGUCGGAGGAUGAAGAAGAUGAUUGACGAUAUGAACAGAGAGAUAGCAGCCAUUUUAGACACAACGAGAGCCAUAAAGAAGAACCUGGUAUCUGAUGACAUCUCAUUCCUGCAGAACUACAAGGACACGUUAAAAAGAGCCCAGUGCACAAGCCCAGAUCCAGAGCUUGUUUCUGGAGCGCUGAUCAAUGUGGCAAAGCAGCUGGGCAACCUGCAGGUCAGAGUUUUGGAGAAGCACCUGGGCAACCUGCAGGUCAGAGUUUUGGAGAAGCAGCUGGGCAACCUGCAGGUCAGAGUUUUGGAGAAGCAGCUGGGCAACCUGCAGGUCAGAGUUUUGGAGAAGCACCUGGGCAACCUGCAGGUCAGAGUUUUGGAGAAGCAGCUGGGCAACCUGCAGGUCAGAGUUUUGGAGAAGCACCUGGGCAACCUGCAGGUCAGAGUUUUGGAGAAGCAGCUGGGCAACCUGCAGGUCAGAGUUUUGGAGAAGCACCUGGGCAACCUGCAGGUCAGAGUUUUGGAGAAGCAGCUGGGCAACCUGCAGGUCAGAGUUUUGGAGAAGCACCUGGGCAACCUGCAGGUCAGAGUUUUGGAGAAGCAGCUGGGCAACCUGCAGGUCAGAGUUUUGGAGAAGCAGCUGGGCAACCUGCAGGUCAGAGUUUUGGAGAAGCACCUGGGCAACCUGCAGGUCAGAGUUUUGGAGAAGCAGCUGGGCAACCUGCAGGUCAGAGUUUUGGAGAAGCACCUGGGCAACCUGCAGGUCAGAGUUUUGGAGAAGCAGCUGGGCAACCUGCAGGUCAGAGUUUUGGAGAAGCAGCUGGGCAACCUGCAGGUCAGAGUUUUGGAGAAGCACCUGGGCAACCUGCAGGUCAGAGUUUUGGAGAAGCACCUGGGCAACCUGCAGGUCAGAGUUUUGGAGAAGCAGCUGGGCAACCUGCAGGUCAGAGUUUUGGAGAAGCACCUGGGCAACCUGCAGGUCAGAGUUUUGGAGAAGCACCUGGGCAACCUGCAGGUCAGAGUUUUGGAGAAGCAGCUGGGCAACCUGCAGGUCAGAGUUUUGGAGAAGCAGCUGGGCAACCUGCAGGUCAGAGUUUUGGAGAAGCAGCUGGGCAACCUGCAGGUCAGAGUUUUGGAGAAGCACCUGGGCAACCUGCAGGUCAGAGUUUUGGAGAAGCACCUGGGCAACCUGCAGGUCAGAGUUUUGGAGAAGCACCUGGGCAACCUGCAGGUCAGAGUUUUGGAGAAGCACCUGGGCAACCUGCAGGUCAGAGUUUUGGAGAAGCACCUGGGCAACCUGCAGGUCAGAGUUUUGGAGAAGCAGCUGGGCAACCUGCAGGUCAGAGUUUUGGAGAAGAUGCUGAAGUCUGUUCAAUACAGCGAGUCUGAUUUUUUUCUUACCAAUGUUCAUAUCUUCACAAAUAUUUUAAAAUUGCAUUCAGACAAUUUCAGAUUAAAAAAUAUCACUCAUCUGGCAAUAAUGUCCCAGUAAAUUAAAACAAACAGUGGAUCUCUGGUUUUAAACACGUCUGUUUUUCUCU